This is a messenger RNA of Misgurnus anguillicaudatus (oriental weatherfish), 7842 nucleotides long. The record is from RefSeq and is a predicted model, not a curated record. Lineage: Eukaryota; Metazoa; Chordata; Actinopteri; Cypriniformes; Cobitidae.
GUAUGCAGCAGCAACUGGAUGCUCUCCCCUCUUUUUUUCAAUUGUUUGUCUAUGAUUCGAUUAAAUUCCUCCACUUCACUGAAAUAGUACAUAAAGAACAUAAUCACUGAUUAACAAAAAUGCUGUUAAAAAGUGGUACACAACACAGUACAGUACAGUACAGUACAGUACACAGUACAUGACACAAUCUAACACGUGGUAUUUUAAUUAUGAUGGCCUACUGUUAUGUCUGACUAUAAAAAUGUCACAUGUCUCAAUCAACAUUAAAACCACAUCUUGAAGAGACAUACUCAUAACAUGUAUUGUGUGGUAACGUCAAAAAGCUUUAACUGACUGUGAGCAUGUGACAGUUAAAACAUAUUUAUAUUAUUUUAACUAUAAAAAAACUAGUAACUAACAAGGUUUUAAAACCAGCGUAAUACAGUUUUCUUGUACUGUCACUAAUCAACACAAGCUUUCAUGCAACAGUUUAAUUAAACGAAUGUGCUAACAAGUCAUUUACAGCAUUAUUCUAUGUAAAGCACAUUGAAUGACCUCUGUGUAUGAAAUGUGCUACACAAAUAAACGUGCCUUGCCAUAUAAUGUAUUAUGGAUAUGCAUUCAAGACUAUUUAGCAAAUCACAAUCACUUCGGCUAUAAUGUUCAAAUAAAAAUUGAUUCACACUUGAUACUCACACACUUCUUGUUAUCCAUCUUUGUUGGUCCUCUAGUUCGCUAGGUGGCGUUGUCACUAAAAACCUAGGGUCGUAUAACUGCGGUCCUAUGACUGCGCCCCGAAACUGCAGCCUCCGCUUGUGCAGGCAGAUGCUACUCACUCGGGAGUCAACUAGAAGUGAUGGCAAUAUCAGCUUUGUACAUUGAAAAAUCAAAUUCAAACUGAAUGAUGAUUACACAGAAUAACAUACAAUCAGACCAGUGAUAAUCCCUUUUUACAACUUAUUUUCAGAUAUUUAGACAAAAGUCUACCACUUUUGUAUAGGCUAAUUUUACAUACAAACAUACCGACAUAACAUCCACACAUAAUAUUUUGGCUCCAUACACAUAAUAUUUUGGCUCCAUAUACAUACACAUAUACACACAUAUACAUCUGAAUUGCUCAAAAUGGAUUAAGUAAAAAAAACAGUUUUAGGAUGAUCAUGUUUGUAGCGGGUUAUUCGAUGAAUAUGUAGCUACAAAAUAUAUUUCAUACACAGUGGAGUUGGUAACUAAUAAUAAUAGUAAAUGUGUAAAGUAGCAUAAAAUAGAAUUAAAUAAUAAAGCAAGAAAAAAAACUACCUCAAAUAUGUAUCUAUUUAAUGAUUGGAUUCCACAACUGAUAACAAUGAAUCUACCUGUUAAUGCAACGAACUUCGGAAACUUUCGUCAGAGAUGCUACGGAGCGGGCGGGAAAACACGAAGUGGAUUGCAACAGAAUCAGAAUCAGUGGAUCUUUAGCGGAGCGGUAACAUAAAACGGCAAGUUUGGGGCACAGUGUUUAGUCUAUGUUCCGCGUUUUGCUGCUUUCCGCAGGUCUCUCAUAUUAAAAACGAACUAGACAUCCGCCUGAAAGGGUUUUUAAAAUAUGUAUUUGAUAUUUAUUAAUACUAAAUCAUCACGCUGGCCGGAUUGGACACUCCAAGAACUCUGCCAUCUACUGUGCAGACAUAAGAACAGCUGUUUGACGACCAUGAAUGUACCUCUGUUUUGUUUAUUACUUGUUUCUGAGUUUUUUUUUUUACCAAAUUAAAGUCAUCUGAGACAUUUAAAUAUUACGCCAUAAGCUGCAUAUUUCACCAUCUUUGUACAAUAAUAUAUGAGGCAGCUCUUUCUUUUUUGACAAAAAAAUUUAAAUAACCAUGACGAUACUUCCUAGUUACAGAAUUCAAAACCGAAAGUUAUUCAGACGAGUCGGACACUAAACACAAAUGAAAGCUGCGCCAUUAUCGCGGGUGAAGAGUUUAAUAGGCCAAUUAAAAAAAAAAUGUAUGCAAAGGAAAGAGAUGAGGGGGACACUGCCCCUAAAACUUUUGUCUGUAAGACGGGAGGUUCUGAUUCUGUUCAGACUCAGAAACAAACAUCUCCACAACCCAGCCUUGUGUCUAUGAAGAGUAGUAAUUCCAUGAUUCAGCCUCUUAAAUUCAGUGAUGAAACGCUGACCUCUGCUCAUAGGCCAAUUCAAAACAAAAUGUAUGCAAAGGAAAGAGAUGAGGUGGACACUGCCCCUAAAACUUUUGUCUGUAAGACGGGAGGUUCUGAUUCUGUUCAGACUCAGAAACAAACAUCUCCACAACCCAGCCUUGUGUCUAUGAAGAGUAGUAAUUCCAUGAUUCAGCCUCUUAAAUUCAGUGAUGAAACGCUGACCUCUGCUCAUAGACAGCAGAUAAAGAAAGGAGCAUCUCCAGCAACUAUGCAUAUGAAGUGUAACAACUGCAUGAAUAAGUCAGUCUUUAGUGGUGGAGUGGGACCCUCUAAUACUAGGUGGGAGAGAGGGGAUUUGGUUCCGUCUAAAUGUGGAGUAUGUAAGCAGGGCCUGAAAGAUCCGGUUUCUAUUACUUGUGGACACAGUUUCUCCAGACAGAGACUUAAAGAGACUCACAAAACCAGCAUGAAAAAUAAGUAUGAGAGUUUAUUUGAAGGAAUCAAUCUACAAGAGAAUCAAACCCUACUGAACAGUAUUUAUACACAACUGUACAUCAUAGAGGGAGAGAGUGAAGGAGUGAAUGAAGAACAUGAGGUUUUACAGAUGGAGAAAACACCCAGGACACAACCCUUACAAGACACUCCAAUCCACUGCAAUGACAUAUUUAAACCCUUACCUGAACCAGAAUGUAAAACAGAGAAAAGAAUAAGAAAAGACAAAAUCAAGAGCGUUCUUACUAAAGGCAUCGCUGGAAUUGGAAAAACCGUCUCUGUACAGAAGUUCAUCUUGGACUGGGCUGAGAAUAAAGUCAAUCAGGAUGUAGAUUUCAUGUUUGUAUUUACAUUUCGGGAGCUGAACUUGAUUAAAGAUGAAAAAUAUAGUCUUCACAAACUUCUGCUUGCCUUUCAUCCUGAACUUCAAGAUCUAAGCUCAAAGAUUUAUGAUGAGUGUACAUUUCUGUUUAUCUUUGAUGGUCUGGAUGAAAGCAAAAUUAAACUGGCAUUUUUAAACUGUGAGAGAGUUUCUGAUGUGACUCAAACUUCAUCAGUUGGUGUAUUGAUAUUAAACCUUAUGAAAGGAGAUCUGCUUCCCACUGCUCUCAUUUGGAUCACCUCCAGACCAGCAGCAGUCAAUCAGAUCCCAUCUAAAUACAUCAACCGUGUGACAGAAAUCCAGGGAUUCAAUGAUGCUCAAAAAGAUGAAUAUUUCAGAAAGAGAAUCAAUGAUGAACAUCAAGCCAGCAGAAUCAUCUCACAAAUUAAAACAGCAAGAAGUCUCCACAUCAUGUGUCACAUACCGGUCUUCUGUUGGAUCUCAGCUGUUGUGCUUCAAAAGAUCAUGAAAGGUCACUGUACUGAAAUCCCCAGAACUCUGACUGAAAUGUACAUAAACUUCCUGAUUAUUCAGACAAAUAUAAAAAAUAUGAAAUAUGAAGAGAGAGAUGAAAGGGAUCCUAAUAAACUCCUGGAGGCAAACAAAGACAUGAUUGUGAAACUGUCUGAAUUGGCUUUCAAGCAGCUGAUGAAGGGAAAUGUGAUGUUUUAUGAGGAAGAUUUGAGAGAUUGUGGCAUAGAUAUCACUGAUGCCUCAGUGUAUUCUGGGAUUUGUACUGAGAUCUUUAAGGAAGAAUAUGUGAUCCAUCAGAGGAAAAUCUACUGCUUCAUACACCUCAGCUUUCAGGAGUUUCUUGCAGCAUUUUAUGUCUUCUACUGCUAUGUAAAUAAGACUUCAGAGACCUUAAAAGUUUUUGAUUUACUUCAUAAUUUGCAUAAAGGAGUACUGGAUAAAGCCCUAAAGUGUGAGAAUGGACGCAUGGACCUUUUUGUUCGAUUCCUGCUGGGCAUCUCACUUGAGUCCAAUCAGAGACUCUUACAGGGUCUACUGACACACACAGAGAGCAGCUCAGAUAGCAUAAUGGAAACCAUAAAGUAUAUUAAAAACAAAAUCAUAAAAUGGAAAAACACUCUUUCUGCUGAAAGAUCUAUCAACCUUUUCCUCUGUUUGCUUGAAGUGAAUGAUCACACUUUGCACAGAGAGAUUAAAGAGUUUCUAAAAUCAGACAAAGAAUCAGACAAUAAACUCUCUCUUGCACACUGUUCAGCGAUAGCCUACAUACUUCAGAUAUCAGAGGAGGUGCUGGAUGAGCUGAAUCUGAAGAAAUACAACACAACAGAGGAGGGUAGACGGCGAUUAAUACCAGCUGUGAGGAACUGCAGAAGAGCUUUGCUUGCUGACUGCAGUGUCACUGAUCAUUCGUGCGAAGUUGUGGCAUCUGCUCUACAAUUAUCAAACUCCCCCCUAAGAGAACUGGACCUGAGUAACAAUGACCUGCAGGAUUCAGGAGUGAAGCUCAUCUGUGCUGGACUGAAGAGUUCUGAAUGUCAGCUAAAAAUACUGAGGUUAUCAGGCUGUAUGGUGACAGAGAAAGGCUGUUCUUGUCUGGCUUCAGCUCUAAGUUUAAACCCGUCACACCUGAGAGAGCUGGAUCUGAGCUACAAUCAUCCAGGACACUCAGGAGUUCAGUUGCUAAAUGCUAAACUGGAGGAUCCACUCUGCAAACUAGAAAUUCUAAAUUUGGACCAUGGAGAACAUUUCAGAAUCACUCCAGGACUAAAAAAAUAUGCCUGUUAUCUCACACUGGACCCAAACACCGCAAACAAUCAUCUCUCUCUGUCCGAGGAGAACAGAAAGGUGACACGUGUUGAAGAGGAGUUGCCUUACCCUGAACACCCUGAGAGAUUUGACUGCUUUGAGCAAGUUUUGUGCAAAGAGAGACUGUCUGGACGCUUCUACUGGGAGGCUGAAUGGAGUCAGAGGGGGGCUGGUUUAUCAGUGACAUAUAAAGGAAUUAUGCGAACAGGAAGUGACUGUAGAUUUGGGCUCAAUGAAAUGUCCUGGAGUCUGAUCUGCUUCGACAACAAAUACUCUGCCUGGCACAGUAAUAAGAGAACUAACUUGCAAGCCCCUUCACCUACCUCUAAUAAAGUAGGAGUGUAUCUGGACUGGCCAGCCGGCACUUUGUCCUUCUACAGCAUCUCUGACAAACACAUACUCACACACUUACACACAUAUCACUCUACAUUCACUGAGCCUCUGUAUGCCGGAUUAAGGCUUUAUCCUGACACUUCCGUUUCUCUGUGUCAUGCUGAGGAGAUUCAUGUUAUGGACAACUAAGAUGAAAGAGAUGGCUGGCUUUCAUUAAGAUAGGAUCAUCUUCUUAUUGCAUUUGUUAUAUGUAAGAAAUAAUUGACGACGGGCUGUUGUAUUAUUCAAAAAUAAUGCACACCUAAGGUGGGAAUGCGGCAUGAUGCAAACCAGAGCUACAACGCGAAUGUGCAUUAUUUUUGAAAUAAGGACUGGAGUCAAUAUAUACCAUGGUUACCACAAACAUUGCUCUGGUGGUUAUUUCAAGACAUUUGACAGAUCAGAGGGCUGUUCCAUAAAACUCGAUAGAAAAGCGAGGAUUAAAAUUAAAAACCUGACUUGAAUUAACCAAAUGUAUCAGUUGAGCUUAAAUCAGUUCCAUAACGGUUAGUUGAGGUUUACGCAGUCCUACUAAUUUAAACAAGUCUCAAGAAGUCAAGAUAAUAGCGCAUGCACGCUAUUCUUGAGCAGCUCUAGAAGUCGAGCUUGCAUUAAAUCGGAUCAAAGUUAAAGAGCGAGCGCUGAUUUGUGAUAGAAGUGUAUAAAGAAUUUACUACUGACAAAAAAUGAUAAUUCUGUUGCAAUAAACAAAACCAUAUACAAGGCUAGGAAGUUCUUAUGAACUAAAUCAGGGGUCUUCAACGUUUUUUGGGUCGGGGACCCCUUAGAUGAGAGAGGCAUAAAACAGGGACCCCCUAAUACUAAUGUGUAAAACAGAGAUAUUUUAGUAAGCAGUAAGGUGCGAGAGGCUGCCUUUUCGUUAGGCACAACGCAAAGUGGAGUAAAGUACAACUAUUGACCAAUCAGAAUCAAGGACUGGAACUGUUUUAUAAAUAGAAACAAACCAUAUUGUCACACAGCCAUACUAUAUUAACAUGCAUAAUUUUUUGUUAAAGUAGAUUUUGUUUUUAUAUUAAUAUAAUAAAAAUAAUAAUAUUUUAAGGUAUUUGCAGUGUAAUAUAUUUUCAUUUUACUGUGAAUUGGACAAGGGCUUUCAGUUUACAAAGAUGACUGAUCAAUGGCACAAAGACUCUCUAUUCUUGUGGGGAUAGAGGUUGAAUUUUGAGGUCUGUUGCCUUGCUCGUGUAUCAUCAUUGUCACGAGUUUGAAUAACGCAGGUUUAUUUUCUGCAUAGCUGCAUAUCAGACUCAGGAAAACAACUUGCAACGAGUCCGCGCGCAUCUCUUUGGGGCAACUUUUUAAGAGGCGGAUUUCAACCUGACUAUGAAUCUUGCACAAAGCACCAUCACGGUGCGCGUUUCAUUCAUUAAAAUCGAGUGAUAGUUUGGUCACAGUUUAAAAUGCAGACGCGGUGUGGUGUAAUUUGCCUGUUGAAUUAGCGCUUUAAAUCUGAACCGCGUGAAACAGCCGUCCAAGUUCAGAAAUAUGGAAGAGACAACAUGUCGCAAUGAUUCUGAAAUGACAUUCUGAAAGAAAGACACACAUAAGAUUUACCUGUUUUAUGAUGACUUUUCUGUCGCUACUGCUGCUUCCUGAGUGGACACUUAUAAUCUUUAGAUAUUUUAUUUUGGUCCGCUGGCUAAACUGAACGCGCGCCUUCAAACCUAUGCGGCCACGCACGUGCACAACUUAAAGGGGACAUGUAACGUUUUGUACAUAUAUUUUACGUUUUUAACCAAGAAAUAGCUUGUCGUUAAACAUCAUUUGGCGGACCCCCUGCAGUUCCGUCACGGACCCCCUGGGGGCCGCGGACCCCCGGUUGAAGACCCAUGAACUAAAUGCUUUCAUGCAGCAAAUAAAUUAAAAUCAUGAUUUACGAUCAGAUCACUGCCUGAAAUUGUACUGGACCUUGUCAGAAAUGAUAGCCUAGUGGGCAGUGCUAGUGUUCUCAAGUAGCAUAUUCAGCGACCCGAGUUCAAUGAUUGCUCUUCUUUGCUUGUAGUUUCCUGUAUUCUCCAUAUACUCUACUAUUUAAACAACACUUAUUUUAACUUUAAAAAGACAAUCUUUAAGUUAUUAAAAUGCUGUGUACAAAUGUAAAAAAUGUACAACUUAUAAAUUGGGCUUCUGCCUUGUUUUUAUUUGUAAUAUACUGUGUAACCUAUAUAAUAAAAACAUUGCCUCCCUAACUCAAAAUUUUCUAGUGACUGGUUACAUUGAAAACUUUCACUUGGGCCAAUAGAUUUUCUGUGAAUUGAAUUUUAUCAAUUGCAGCAACGAUCUUUAAACAUUAGCCCAAUGGGAAAAAACUGUCAUGGUUCUGCCAGCUUAUCUUGUGUUUAAUCUAGUCUUGUGGCAGAAUCAUGAAAUGACCAUGUUCUGUGUGGGAUCACGUGGUCUGAGUAUUGGUUUUACUAGACCACGUGUUCCCGGUGUCUUGUCACUUUUACCUCGCUCCCUUGUCACCCUCAUUGUUUAAUUCAUGUCACCUGUUGUCUUCAUUAGUUCUCCCCUAUUUAAGGUCCUUGUGUUUGUUAGUCUGUGCCUGUUCAUUGUUGUUUUAUGUAUUGUUCCAUGCCGUGUUCCAUUGCCUUGUUAUACCCGUGUGAAUACUUUAUUAGUUUAGUUAUUUCCCAGUGUAUCUUAUUUUGCCCCCUCGUCGGUUGUUUAUUUUGUGU